Molecule: messenger RNA, 6117 nt
Organism: Micromonas commoda
Lineage: Eukaryota; Viridiplantae; Chlorophyta; Mamiellophyceae; Mamiellales; Mamiellaceae
Exons: 2
Coding region: 1-6117 (2038 amino acids)
Molecular function (GO): calcium ion binding
Source: RefSeq, a predicted model, not a curated record
AUGAGUAUGCAACGGCCUAGUCUCCCUCAUCUGGAUAUACCGGGCGAGUCGGGCGAGUCGACGCCCCUGUUCGCGUCGCCCAGGGUCCCCGAGCCGGAGACAUCGGAGUUGCCGGGCGGCCCAGCGCCGGUUGCCCACGGCCGACGCGCGGGAUCCCUGGCGCCGCUGGCGCCCCUGGGAGGACUGAAACCUCUCGGCGCGCCGCUGCCCCCGAUAUCGGGCCUGGUUCCAAAGCCCGUAUCGCCCGUCGAGCCUCAAUCGCCCGGUGCCGCGCCCGCGCCGGCGCCGGCGCCGCCGCCGGUGCCGUCCACGCCGCUCUCGCAGAUUGGAGUCUCGGUGCCGUCGCUGCCGCCGCCGGACCUACCCGCGACCCCGGCGCGCCCGUACUUCCGCGACGACUGGGAACUGCACGAGGAGAAGAUCGUGGGCUCACCCGGCGGGUCGUGGGCGGUGUACCUGGUGGACCGAACCACCGGCGUGGCGUACCUCCCCUCGGACGUUUGGCCCGAGCCGGCGGGGAUGGUGUCGAGCGACGGCGCGUACGUAGACGCCGACGCGCCCGGGGUUUCAUCCGUGGACUUCGUCGCCCUCAUGGACGCGUUCCUGAAGAGACACAAGAGGCGGCUACGUGACGUGUGGGACGCGCACGAUACGGGGAAGCGAGACGUGCUGUCGGAGCAGGAACUGGCGGGGUUCAUCGACGAGAUCGUCGGGACGCACGCGGUUUCGAGGGCGCAGCGAAAGUACCUGGAGGUUGUCCUCUCCGACGUGCGGUGGGUCGGUGCUUCGUACGAAGGUCUCGUCAAGGCGAUGCGGGAGUGUAAGGAUAGGAAGAGGCGUAAGCCGCACCCGCUCGUCGCGCCCGGUCUAUCGGAAACACCCGAGGUUUUGGACAGGCUGAAGUCGUACAUGUUCAACAACAUGAUAUCCGCGAAGAGGAUCUUCGCGAGCCUCGACGUCGAGGAGUGCGGCUGGCUGGAGAUUGAGCAGCUUCGACAGAUGGUGCACAAGAUCGCGCCCGACGUGUCCGAGUCGGAGAAGAGACGAUUGACCGCGGGACUCGCGUGGAUGGACCCCAGGGGCGAGGCAAAGGUGAGGUAUAUCGACCUGAUCCGAUGCGCCAAAAUCGCCAAGCUGAAAGUUGAGCCCAUGUCUUGGGGCGAGGUGAGCACCACGCCGCCGGCCAAGGAGUUCGUCGAACGCGCCGACAGGAAGGCGGAAAAGAAGCUCGAGGAGAAGAUCAACGGGCCGGCUCCCACGCGACCGAGACCGGCGGCGGCCAAGACACCCGUGAGGGGUCCCGCCAAGACACCGGCGGCGGCGAAGCGGCGACCGGGUGCGCACGGGGGAAUCGUCAAAUCGCCCAAAUCUCCGGGCAACGUGAAGAUACCGGUGAAACUGGCGGGAGGUACGCCGAAGACGCCCGCUUCGAUCGGCGCGCGGCGCGCCUCGAUCGGGUCCGUCGCCGAGAACCCCGCGACGCCCGCGACGUCCCCGCCCGAUCCCGAUUCCGAGCCGAGGACGGACAAGCCCCCGGGGCCGUCGCCGCCCGUGCCCAAGCGACGCUCACCGUCAACGGUGUCGAAACGGGCCUCGCCGCCGUCGUCCAAGAAAUCGUCCCCUCCCACGGCGAAGAAGUCUGCACCGGCGACACCGAGCUCCUCACUUCCACCCGUCAACAAACCCGCGAGGUCGACCCCCACCGCACGCACCGCGCUCAGGUCCGCUCGGCCGGACGAGUUGAGGAGCGCGAACAAGAAACGCGCCGCGGUGACAAAGAAGGACCUCGCCGCCGACGAUGACGACGGGCACCCAAAACCGCUGUACCCCGAACCCGGCGUGGAAGAGUGGGAACUCGAGCGCGCGUUGACGCACGACGGCGCGACGUACCUCGUCGACCGUUAUAACGGCUCGAACAUCGCGUACGACGACUCGGGUGAAUGGCCGGUGAGCGUCGGAAAGUUGGUUGAGGAUUCGGACCCGCUGAAUCGGAUGUUUGAUUCCGUGUCCAAGCCGAUGAUUCGCAUCGUUCGAAGCACGGGCACGAGGGACGCGGGUGCCAUAUUCGACGAGAUCGACCGCAUGCUCAAAGACGAGCGCAGGCGCCUGCGCGACGUCUUCGAUGAGUACGACCGGAACAAAGACGGGGUUCUCACCGGCGAGGAGCUUGGCCGAUUCAUCAGGGCAGCCGUUCCCGAUGCGACCCUUCCUGAGGUUCGCUAUUUUGGCGUCAUGUGCGACGUCAAAGGUGAAGGCGGCGUCCGCUUCGAGGGGCUCAUCGAGGCAAUCAGAGAAUCCCUGGACGCGACGCAGAUGGCGCAGGCGGCGCGUCACUCGGAUGAGCUCGCGCCAGUGAUGUCAAAGCUGCGAAAUUUCAUGAGGGAGAACAGCGCCGACGCGAAAAAAGUUUUUGAGGCUUGCGAUUUGGACGGAAGUGGCGAGCUCGAGGUCUUCGAGCUGCGUCAGAUGAUCAAGGAGCUCCAGCCGGACGUCACCCCCGCCGAGCUCAGGCACCUUCUCGCGGGGUUCAGGGAGGUUGACACGGACGGUAACGGCACCGUGACGUACAGGGAGCUGCUACGGGGUUUGCGGCUGGUGAAGAUUGUCCGGGUCUCCGAGGGCCACCACAAGAGGAGGGAGGCUGAGAAGGCUGCGAGGAUCCGCGGGGAGUUUGGAAGGGAACCGAUCGACGCGGCCGCCAGGCCAGCGCCGCUCCCACUCUUCUCCGAGCGGGUGGACCAGGCAAAGGGGGAAGACUCCCCCUCUCCCAAGUCAGCCGCUCCUCUCAAGCCCACAGCCUCACCUCCCAAGUCUGACAUCGUCGAGGAAAUCUCGUACGAAGAUGAUUUUGUGGAGGAUGACAUCGUCGAGGAGCUCCUCUCAUCCGACCCCGAAACGAAGGAGGAAACCAAGCCAACAUCGACCGAACCCCCGCCCGCGCCCAGAUUCAAGCCCGACCUCGUGGGUUUCACUCCUCCCGACUGGACCCUCGAGGCGAUCACUGUCGGCCGGGAGACGCUCCUCUUUGACCGCGAGACUCGCGACGUGUACGGCGAUUGUGACGAGUUCAUCGGCGAGUGGCCGGUGCCACGCGGUUCCCUGGAUGAGGACGGCCACGUCGUCCCGACGAUAUCGGGCAGCUCCAGGGAUCUUUUCGAGGAGCUGGACCGGCGUUUAAAGCACGAACGGGUGCGACUGAAGGUCCUCUUCGACGAGCACGACUUUGACGACGACGGCAGGUUGGAGCAAGGGGAGCUCGCUCGCUUUGCGAGAAGGGUCAUACCCGAGGCGACCAGGGAGGAUGUCACCUACUUCCGCGUCAUGAUGGACGCGGACGGGGGCGAGAGUGUCACCUUUGACGAGAUCAUCGAGUGCGUGAAGCGGUGUAAGAGCGCGGGCGUUUCCAUGCGGGCGAGUUCGCAGAGCAAGGAUGUCCCCGAGGCGCUCGUGCGGGUGGUCCAGUUUAUGAAGGAAAACUCUGUUGACCCGCGACGCGUGUUCGACGCGUGCGACCUGGAUGGCAGCGGUUUCCUCGAUUUUGCGGAGCUCAAGGAGAUGAUCAAGGAGCUCGUGCCGGACGCGAGUGCGCAAGAACAGCGGCUGAUGCUGGCGGGUAUGAGAACCGUCGACUCCGACGGCGACGGACGCGUGAGCUACACCGAGAUGCUCCGCGCCACGCGACUGGUCACCCUCAAGAUUUUGGACUCCAAGGGUAAGGUUCGAAAACAUCCGAAGAAGGAGGGCGCUAAGAGGAGUUCGUCGAGGGCCGCGUCCACGGCGAGGAAGGUGCCGAAAAAGGAUGCCGUCGAGUCGGAACCGGUGACGCUUCCGAUGGAUCCAACCGUCGGCCAGGACUGGCGGCUCCGAUCCAUGCCAUUUGGUGACGAGACCUGCCUGGUCGAUGACGAGACUCGCCUGGUGUUCACCCGCAUUGAGGACGCUGACCUACCCCUCGGCGAGCGCAAGAAAUCGAAGCGGAAACCGAUCGGAAGGACCAUGGACACGCUGACGGCGACGUGGAGGACCGAGAUGAGGGCGGAUCUCGGCAAAAACUCUGACGACGAAUCAUCAGAUGACGAAUGGGACGAUACCGACACGGAUUCUGCCAACACCUCAAUGGUAUCCGAGGAGGGUUCCACCACGGACAAGGAAGGGACUUCCAAGUGGCCCGGGCCGCUGCGUGGCAAGCUCGCACCCUCAGGCAAGCUGAUUAAGCACGCCCCACUCUCCGAUCUUUUCGACGCCAUGAAGGAGUACUCGCAGCGAAACAAAAUCUCACUUCGCAAGCUCGUCAAGAUGCACGACGCAAACAAGAAGGGUUCGCUUACGCUGGCCGAGCUCACCAAACUUAUCAGGGGCUCGCUCCUGCCCGGGGUCACGAGCUCGGAGCUGUCCUACUACGGCGUCAUGCUCGACAGGGACGGUGACGGGUUUGUGACGCUGAGAGAUUUCGAGGAGUGCGUCGCUGAGAGCGCGCGAUGGGGCCGAGACGUCGCGCCCAGGACCGGUGCACCCUCACCGUGGAUCGUGAUGCAGCGAAUGUCCAUCGCCAUAGAGAGCGGGCCUCACAAGGGAGACGUCGCGGCUUUUUACUACGCUUGUCUGCUGGAGGAUGAAGAUCAGGACGCGUCUGCACUCCUGCUCGACUCUCGCAGGCUGCUCAAGUUGGUCAAGGAACUCUUCGCGGGUAUAUCCCACAUGGACGCGAGGUGCGCCGUCGCCAAUCUUCGCGCGUGUGAUCUCACCGGCGAUGCCACCAUAUCGCUCCCGGAGCUGGCCAGGGCGUUGAGACAGGCGACCGUCGGGAAGGUUCUCCCCGGCGAAGGUUUCGGCCGGGUAGAAGCCCCCGCGGUGGAAACGCCCGACGACUCCGCCAAAGAGAACCGGGACAAGGAAGCGCUGGCGAGGAAGGCUGAACGCGCGAGGUCUGAAAUGGACGCAACGUCCGGUGCGACCGCGCACGUGCAGCGCUACCGCACCGGUAAGCUCUCAGACACUACCAACCGCGCUCGAUCUGGAACCCCCGUGAAGAUCUCGGUUCGACCAGAGUCCCCAGAGGAUGACCCGUGGGACUCCAUUCCCGCACCGAGCCCCGCGCGUGGGGGAUCACCACCUGAACCGUACUCAAGGUUUGGCCCGAGCCCGCCAAAAAAGCAGACUGUUCCCCUUAGCAUGACGAAGACGACGGUGCCGCUUCCUGUCGACAAACCGAAAAAAUCUGCGAGGACCGCCAAGGAGGAACUGGAGCUGAAGAAGCGGCUCCGAGCCGAGAAGAUUCGCGCGGAGAAGAAGGUUGCCAAAGGCGAUGUCCUCCCCAACGACGCGCGCGAGGAGAUCGUCGCGGCGCAGGAGCUCCUGUUGGCUAGACAGUUCGAGAAGGAGCUCACCAUGAAGAGGGUCCGGGAGCAUCUCAUCGAGCAGGAGGACGCAAAGGUUCAGGUGGCGGAGGCUUGGCGCGAGCAGGAGAGGAUUGCCCAGGAGGAAUACGAGCGUGCCAUGCUCGCCUACCAACAGGAUCACCUCGAGCAGUUUGGGUACUACGACGAGGAGGCUGACACCACGGUGAGGAACUACUUCGAGGCGCAGAGGCAGGCGAGGGUGGACGAGGAGGUCCUUCGCAAGUGGAAAACUGAGGAGCUCCUCGCUAUGGCGCAAGAAUCUGGGCCGAAGCUCGUGGAGGCUCUCGCCGCUUUGAAACGAGGUCACGACGGAAAGAUCGCGCCCGAGUCUCUCGCGGCUAUCCAUGAAGCUGUGAGGGAAGGCGUCGCCGCCGAGGCUGAAGGAAACCUCAGGGUUGUCAACUCGACCGAUAUUGCCGCCGGAAGCAACGCCACUCAAGAGAUCCUUGUGGGAUUGAUGAGGCAGGCCGACGAGCAGAGACAGAUGGAGAAGGAGGACGAAGCUGACGACGCGGCGUUCGUUGCGCGCAUGCGCGAAGAGUACCCAGACUCGGGCAACUGGUCCGACGACGAGAUGGAGCCCGUGCCCGGGAUCCAGAGACCCGAGAGUCUCUUCUCGCCGCUCUUUAGCAAAUACCCAAAAAUGCCGUUCAAGAGCCACAAGGAGUUCAACGAGACCGUGCCCGCGGUGAAGAGGCUGCAGUUCGCGAACCAAUAA